Molecule: messenger RNA, 1093 nt
Organism: Drosophila rhopaloa
Lineage: Eukaryota; Metazoa; Arthropoda; Insecta; Diptera; Drosophilidae
Product: probable rRNA-processing protein EBP2 homolog
Exons: 3
Coding region: 80-1003 (307 amino acids)
Biological process (GO): rRNA processing; ribosomal large subunit biogenesis
Cellular component (GO): nuclear periphery; nucleolus; preribosome, large subunit precursor
Source: RefSeq, a predicted model, not a curated record
CUUACAGUUCAUCUCUAUGCCCCGCACGUGUUGAAAUUGUUUUCUUUUCAUAGUUCCCAUUUAAUUUAGCAUAUUUAGCAUGUCAGACUUCGAAAUGGAGGACAGUGCUUCAGGGUACGACUCUGGGGAUAAUUCAGACGCAGAGCUGCAAGCGGCUUUUGAGCGAGGCGACCUGAAACCAGGUCUAAAUGUGGAGUUCAAUGGGCAGAGAGAUAGAGUAAAUGAUGUCACCAAACUUUUGGCCAAAACAGAGGCUAUCAAGCUGCAACUCCCGUGGCUGGAGCGCCUGGACAUGAUCAACACGCUGGCUCCUUUGGCCCCGGAACUCGCUGUCCAGCUGGAGAAGCACGAGCAGAAACGCGCCAAUCUCUUCAAGGGCAACGCCAAGCUGCCCUACAUUCGCCCCGAGGAGGAUCCCGUCCUUAAUGAUUUCAAGAGGGAGAUGCUCUUCCAUCGGCAGGCGCAGAGUGCCGUCCUGGAGGCAAUUCCCCGCCUGCACGAGCUGGGCAUCAAGACCCGUCGUCCAGAUGACUAUUUCGCAGAGAUGGCCAAGUCCGACGAGCAUAUGCAAAAGGUGCGCGCCAAUUUGAUGGCCAAACAGCAGGGACAGGCCAAAUCCGAGCGCAUCAAGCAGAUCCGCGAGCAGCGCAAAAUGGGCAAGAUGCUGGCCAAGCAAACGAAGGUUCAGCGCGAGGCCGAGAAGAAGGACAUGCUGGACAAGCUCAAGAAGUUCCGCAAGGGCAAACUGAAAAACCUGGACUUUUUGGAGGACGCCAAAGCUUUGGAGUCCAAGCAGAAGCAGUCCGCCGAGAACCGCAAGAAGCGCAACAAGAAGUUCGGCUUUGGCGGCAAGAAAAAGGGCCUGAAACGGAACACCAAGUCCUCCUCCGCAGGAUUAGAUGGCGAAAAGUCCUCGCGACGACAAAGGGGCGUCAAGGCAGGCGCCUCGGUCAAUAAGCGAAUGGGCAAGUCGCGGCGCAUUAAGGCCAAGGGCAAAAAGUAAUCCACUAGGAUUGCCGACUAUCAUUAGGUGACCAAACUUUAGUUUUAAAAUGCUGUAUAGAUUUUUUAAAUACAUUCAACUUUAUGUGCA